GUAUAAAUGAUUAUCAUGAUGAAGAUUAACCAGAAGCUGAAAAGAAAGCGCAAUAGUCCGGAAUGGUGGGCACGAAGCGUGGCUGUGUUUCUAUGAAUUUGAUGAAAGGCUUCGUGGCGCCGGCUUUGCCUAAAGAUUGUGACGUACGAGAUGUUGGCAGUGAUGAUGAUCACGCGUUGUUGCGAUUGCCAGCACGGCAUCUCGCCAGCGGUGUAGCUUGCUGCGGCACGGCUAUGUUCAAACAAAUCACAGUUCAUUGAGGACUCUAUUUGGCUUUCCUUGUUUCCCGUACGUCAUUUAUCAUUCCAGUCAUUCUGUCUACCAUCCAUUCGAAGCCAUGACAUCCGAAAGUAGUUCCUACUCAGCUUCAGCCAAAGACUUUUCCUGGGCAAAAGCUAGCGCGCUUUGGGUCAUAGUCAUCAUCAUCGCUAGUCUUAUCCUCCUCCGGAUCAUCUACAAUGUUAUAGGGGGGAUACUGAAGCGACAGCAUGAGAGAAAUCGAGAGCACGAACUCGUUGAAUUAGUGCAACAGCGAACAAGACUGCAGCUAAGUGGCAAUGAUGCAGGUAUACAAAGGCCAGCACAAGCAUUGACCAGAAGAAGUAGCGAAGUCUCGGUAUUGCCGCGGUAUGGUACCGAACAAGGGGGAUUGUGUGAUCAAUCUGUUGAGGUUAAGAAGAAGGGGAGAUACAGUUAUGUGGUUGCCUAUCACUGGCCCGGAGGAGAUAUGGAUCCCAGAAAGAAAGAAUCUGAUGUGAAGGAAUGAUUUGGUAGAAGUUCUGGGAACACCGGGAGGAUGACAUGCUUGCAUUGAGUGUAACAACAUGAAGAGAGAUGGUCAAGGUGUUC
Messenger RNA from Alternaria alternata, 849 nucleotides. RefSeq lists its product as hypothetical. The record is from RefSeq and is a predicted model, not a curated record. Bases 338 to 766 code for a protein of 142 amino acids. Lineage: Eukaryota; Fungi; Ascomycota; Dothideomycetes; Pleosporales; Pleosporaceae. The transcript has a single exon.